GGCACAAAUUAGGACUACCAUUGUAGGCAAAAUGGGGCGGAGCUUUAGGACCCUGGUGACGCCUCCGGCCGGUAUUUUUGGUCAAUUAUUUAGCUGGUUAUAAAACCCGCAGGUGGCCAGAAAGAGGUUAUAUAUUUGAUAAAAUCCCUCCCGAGAGUAUUCUGUAGUAAAAACUGAAAGAAGACAACAUGGACAGGACGGUCAGCCUUCCCAAUCAGCCCGACAAAACCACCACAGUGACUCUGGUUGAGAGCAGCAGCACCCCCAGCGGGCUGGAACUGGUCAGUUCCUACCAGACCAACAGAGUGGGAGACCCCAUGGACCUAGUGGCCCUGGCAUCUCAAGUACAGAAGGGAGAUGACUUCAUUAAAGCCAACGCUUGCAACAAACUGACAGUCAUUGCCGACCAGAUCCGAUACUUACAGGAACAGGCGAAAAAGGUUUUAGAAGAUGCUAAAAGAGAUGCUGACCUCCACCAUGCUGCCUGCAACAUUGUGAAAAAACCAGGCAACAUGUAUUACCUCUACCAGCGGCCAUCUGCACAGAAAUACUUCUCCAUCAUCUCUCCUAAGGAAUGGGGUCCAAGUUGCCCUCAUACGUUUGUCGGUGCAUUCAAACUCCAACAUGACAUGUCCUGGACUCCUGUAGACGAGGUGGAGAAGAAGGAUGCAGAGAUGGCCAUCAUGGACAAACUUCUGAGCCAGCAGACCGCCUUACCACCUUACACAGAACCCAACUUCAAGGGCCUCUCUGAUUAACGGACUGCUGAACUGGACUGACAUUUUAAAAGGACACAUUGUGGAUGCUAACUGUAGUCUUAAUGGACAUUUGGACAGAAAACAAUCCAUACAUGGAUUGGAAUCGCUGAUAUCAGAGCAGCCGUCACACAGUAUUUUGGUUUUAUACACUGACCUGAGUGCACAAUGCAUUACUACUUACUACAAGCUUUUGUUAUACACAUGAAUGUAUACAGUUGUCUCCACUUCCUCCCACUGUACAAAACUGAAGCCAAAAUAUCCCGGAUACGUCUCAUCUUGUAAUUUUGGUGGAAGAGUCUGCGCAGUAGUAAUCGGGGCGGUGGAGCUGCGGUAUCAAAUUCCCGCCCAUACACCCACCCGGCCAAUCGUGAGUCAAUCAUGAUGUAUCGCUCCGUUUUUAUAGCAUCAAAUAACUGAUAAAAACUACACUUAUCAACUUACACUUGAACCAACAUCAGCAUGAUCAGAACUACCUUAAAUGACAGAAACCACCUUUGGGGAAAAUGUAGUUGACGUGCACUUUUUUUUAAAGUUGGGUUCAUGUCCCAUCCACUAACAUGGAGGGGGGCGGGGUUUAUGACUGUUCCAUCCAAACUGCUGUUUUAGUAUUUCUGUUUUAGUAUUUCUGUCUUUCAUGUGUUAAUCGUGAAAGCGGAGUGACCUUGUUACGAGCACAGGAUGUAUCCCUGAGGGCAGAGCGCGUAAUGUGGAGGAGUGUGCGUGAACCGAAUAACUAACUUGACUCCCAACUCCUUUAAAAAGACACUGUUGUGAACAAUCUUCAGUCACUGUCUGUACUUUACUGUGAGUGCUGUAAACGGACUCCUUACUUGCAAGUAAAAACGAACUUCAGUGA
Molecule: messenger RNA, 1614 nt
Organism: Sander lucioperca (pikeperch)
Lineage: Eukaryota; Metazoa; Chordata; Actinopteri; Perciformes; Percidae
Gene: c6h1orf50
Product: chromosome 6 C1orf50 homolog
Exons: 5
Coding region: 189-758 (189 amino acids)
Source: RefSeq, a predicted model, not a curated record